Messenger RNA from Didymodactylos carnosus, 1038 nucleotides. NCBI's taxonomy places the organism in Eukaryota, Metazoa, Rotifera, Eurotatoria, Philodinida, Philodinidae. The record is from the annotation of a GenBank genome assembly.
AUGGUGCCAAUUUGUAGAGAAUUAUCUAUAUAUUCUGUAUGGAUAAAUACUGGUAGCCUGAAUACUGCACGAUAUGAUCAUACUGCAUCCGUAUUAUUAAAUGGACAAGUGUUAGUUGCUGGUGGAGUUAACAGUAAUAAUUAUUUAAGUAGUUCUGAGUUAUAUGAUCCAUCAACAGGAGCCUGGACGGCUACUGGUAGCGUGAAUAACAAACGAGUAGGUCAUACUGCAUCCGUAUUAUUAAAUGGACAAGUGUUACUUGCUGGUGGAAGUGACCCGAAGAAUGCUGCUUUAGGUAGUUCUGAGUUGUAUGAUCCAUCCACAGGAGCCUGGACGACUACUAGUAGCAUGAAUAACGCACGAGCAGUUCAUACAGUAUCUGUAUUACUUAAUGGACAAGUGUUAGUCGCUGGUGGAAAUGACCCGAAUUAUGCUGCUUUAAGUAGUUCUGAGUUGUACGAUCCAUCAACAGGAGUCUGGACAACUACUAGUAGCAUGAAUAACGCACGAAAAGUGCCUACUGCAUCCGUAUUAUUAAACGGACAAGUGUUAGUUGCUGGUGGAGGUAAUAGUAAUGGUUUUUUAAGUAGUUCUGAGUUGUACGAUCCAUCAACAGGAGUCUGGACAACUACUAGUAGCAUGAAUAACGCACGAAAAAUACAUACUGCAUCCGUAUUAUUAAAUGGACAAGUGUUAGUUGCUGGUGGAGUUAACAGUAAUGGUAUUUUAAGUAGUUCUGAGUUAUACGAUCCAUCAACAGGAGCCUGGACAACUACUGGUAGCAUGAAUAGCGCAAGAAAUCAACAUACUGCAUCCGUAUUAUUAAAUGGACAAGUGUUAGUUGUUGGUGGAAAUAACGGUACUAGCUUUUUAAGUAGUUCUGAGUUAUAUGAUCCAUCAACAGGAGUCUGGACAACUGCUGAUAGCUUGAAUUAUGCCCGAUAUAUGCAUGCAACAGCCGUGUUAACAAGUGGACAGGUGUUAGUUAGUGGUGGCUACAUUCGUCCUAAUGCUUUUUCGACUGCAGAACUAUAUUGA